Messenger RNA from Panthera uncia (snow leopard), 2131 nucleotides. RefSeq names its product DnaJ heat shock protein family (Hsp40) member C5 beta (gene DNAJC5B). NCBI's taxonomy places the organism in Eukaryota, Metazoa, Chordata, Mammalia, Carnivora, Felidae. The record is from RefSeq and is a predicted model, not a curated record. The transcript has 6 exons. The coding region runs from base 289 to 888 and encodes 199 amino acids.
AGGAGCAUGGAUUCUACUCUGUGACAUCACAAUAUUCAGCCCAGGCUCCAACUUGGCCACUGAGAAGAAAGUAACAGGAGGUUCAGCUAUUGAUAUAUUAGAGGCAGGACACUACCGGACAGAGCUAGAAGGAAUCAGCUAGCCAUGCCUCCAGUUCAGAGGGAUAACCAAUUGGCUGAUGAAGUAACAAAUGAAAAGUAAUCUAACUCCACUGACCCGCUUAACCCUGGAUGAGAACAAUGGAAAGGAGUAGCCUUUUGCUUUGAAACAGUGGAACAGCCUGAGAAAAUGGCAUGUAACAUACCUAACCAAAGACAGCGGACUAUGUCUACAUCUGGAGAAGCUCUAUAUGAAGUUCUUGGUCUGCAAAAGGGAGCAUCAAAUGAAGAAAUAAAGAAAACUUACAGAAAACUGGCCUUGAAACAUCAUCCAGACAAGAAUCCAGAUGAUCCAGCUGCUGCUGAAAAGUUUAAAGAAAUCAACAACGCCCACACAAUACUUACCGACAUGUCAAAGAGAAACAUAUAUGACAAGUAUGGAUCACUGGGACUGUAUGUGGCUGAGCAAUUUGGAGAUGAAAAUGUUAAUACCUACUUCAUGCUGUCAAGCUGGUGGGCAAAGACCCUGUUUGUCAUCAUUGGACUCUUUACUGGCUGUUAUUUUUGCUGCUGCCUGUGCUGCUGUUGCAACUGCUGCUGUGGACGCUGCCGGCCCAAAUCAUCAGUGGCAGAAGAGGACUUUUAUGUGUCCCCAGAGGAUCUUGAGGAGCAGAUCAAGACCGACAUGGAAAAAGAUGUGGACUUUCCAGUUGUUCUCCAGCCUACAAAUGCAAAUGAGAAAACACAGCUAAUCAGAGAAGAACCUCGAAGUUAUUGCACAGACUCUUAAUAUUGAGACCACUGAGGGUCCACAAUACCUCUUCUUGGUUCAACCAUGUCUCCAGGUGGUCAUGGGAGGGCAGGGUAGGGGGCAUGAAAUGCUGUGAACUUUUCCACAUUUGUAUUUUAUUUUUUAGGUUAGGGAAAGAUGAUUGCUACAUAAUUUUCUCAGUAAGCAGUCUCACUCUUUGAGUAGAAUUCCUAAUGAAACACAUUCCAUUUUGAUGAAUAAAAGCCUGAAGAGUUAUUUUAUGCUCCUUGCAUGAGGUAAGACAGUAGUACUGGACAGGCUUCAUGAGCCUGCCCUUUAUGUGACCCAGACCUAAUUCCUUACUGUAGUAUUCCAAACAGAAGCCACUUUUCAUCUAUUUAACUGAAUUGCAAUAUUCCUAUCUGCCACAAAUAUCAUCAGCAAAACAUAUAUGAGAAUUUAAGAGGAAUCUUAAAUGUGUGUAUGUGUGGAGAAUUUUCCCUGUCAAUAUUCAAUAUGGCUAGAAAAAUAUGUCAAGAGGCAGGAAGAAAUUAUUAGGUAAAAAAGACAAAUCACUUAAUUUUGAAGUAUAUCUUUGAAAGAUUAAAAACUGUCAUUUACUAGAAAUUGUUGAGUAAAACCAAGAAGAAAGGUUUUGUGUGUACUUUUAGAUUGGCACAAAAACAAAAACAAAAUAUCAACCUGGUUACGUUUAUGGUUUUUCUGGAUCCAGAAAAAUUCCCAAACCAGCCCUAAAAAUGUGUUGACCAUUUUUUUAAUUAAAAAUAAUUUUUAUACAACUGACCUAAAUUAGACAAAGUGAGGAAAAGAAACAUAUAGGGUAAAAGGUAGAAUUCUGAAUUCUACAGCCUAACUUUAGACUUAAAGGCAUAUCAUUUACCCCUUUUUGGGUGGGAUUAAUUACACUGAUCAGAAAGUGCUCAGCUCUGUGCAUGUUGAACAAUUAAGCUCAAAGGUCAUGUCUGCAUUUACUGUUUGAUCUUUAUAUUCAUUAUGUGAUCAAAACCAUGUGCUAAAACCAUGUUAUAAAAUAGUACAGAAAGUGUUUGUUUUUUCUUGGUUCUUUAUAUAAUAUUGCAGCUUUCAAGAUCUUAUUAUGUUUUUAUAUAAUACUGCAUGAAAUGCCAUUUUCUUUUUCUGUUUCUUAUUCUCCCCUACCACCAAAUUACAGUCAAAUGAGCCUAAAUAUACAUUGUAAGUGAAAAUUGGUAUUAUAACUCUGACAGUUAUGAAGUCAUUAAAACUCUACUUUAACUCUUGA